UGUGUGGACCCACAAGAAGUAUAAGAUUGAGUCCACGGAAUAAAACUACUGUAUAACUUGUAUGAUCCAACACACAAAAUAAAACUUCUCAUUAUCAUAUCAUGAAUUUGGUAUCCCAGCGAUUCAUUCUUCGUGUUGGAUUUGCUUCUCAAACUUCAAGCAAUCUCAAAGGAAGCUAUCCCUGUUCAAUCUCUACCCGUGGACGCAGAAGGCUCAGUGCAAUUACUUUCUCCUUAGCUGCUCCAAAGGCAGGUGAAGAGCUUUUAGUAGUAGUAGGGGGCGGAGCAGCUGGAAUUUACGGUGCUAUAAGGGCCAAGACUCUCGCUCCUCAUCUUAAAGUUGUUGUUUUUGAAAAAGCCAAACCUUUAUCAAAGGUUAAAAUCUCUGGAGGGGGUCGUUGUAAUGUGACUAAUGGGCAUUGUCCUGACAAUAAGAUUUUGGCAGAAAACUAUCCAAGGGGUCAUAAGGAAUUCCGAGGCUCCUUUUUCCAUAUUCAUGGUCCAAUGGAUACAAUGUCCUGGUUCACAGAUCAUGGCGUGGCAUUGAAAAUUGAGGAAGACGGAAGGGUCUUCCCCACCAGUGAUAAUUCAUCUACUAUAAUUGAUUGCCUCAUGUCCGAGGCAAAGAGGAGCGGAGUCUUGUUGCAGACAGGAAAAGUUGUUACUGGUGCAUCUUCCACUGCUGAUGGCAAGUUUGCAGUCAAGCUUGAGAAACGUAGCCUUGAUUAUGUGGAGCACGUUGAAGCUGAUUAUCUACUAAUUGCUAGUGGGAGUAGUAAGCAGGGUUACAAUCUUGCCACUCAACUUGGUCAUUCUAUUGUGCAACCUGUUCCAAGCCUGUUCACUUUCAAGAUUGAUGACUCAAAGUUAGCAGAAUUGUCUGGUGUUGCAUUUCCAAAAGUUAAAGCAAAAUUACACUUGGAAGGCAUCCUGAAGAGUAUACCACAGCUUACUCAGCUAGGGCCCAUGCUAGUGACACAUUGGGGACUCAGUGGGCCUGUGGUUCUUAGGCUAUCUGCUUGGGGUGCACGUUAUCUAUCCAGUUCAGACUAUAAGGGUACGCUUUGUGUGGAUUUUACUCCUGAUCUCCAUAUUGAAGAUCUAAAGUCCGCACUCAUUUGUCACAAGAGUCAGUUUUUGAGGCAGAAGGUGCUGAAUUCUUAUCCUUCCGAAUUUGCGCUUGUGAAAAGAUUUUGGAAGUAUAUAUUAGAUCGUGAGGGCAUAUGCGGAGACAUGCUGUGGUCUUCCAUUUCCAAUAAUAUGUUAUUCUCUGUCGCUUCUUUGUUAAAAGAUUGUGCAUUUAGCGUGAAGGGAAAGGGCCAAUUUAAGGAUGAGUUUGUCACAGCUGGAGGUGUUCCACUUUCAGAGAUCUACCUUGAUACAAUGGGGAGCAGGAUCCAUUCGCAUCUCUACUUUGCUGGAGAGGUACUCAAUGUUGAUGGUAUUACUGGUGGCUUCAAUUUUCAGAAUGCUUGGACAGGGGGAUAUAUUGCAGGUACAAGUAUUGGUAACCUUGCUGGAGAUAGAUGCUAUAUGACAGAGUAAACUGUUAUGCACAAAGCCUUUAUGGAGCUAACAAAUGUUCAAGAAGUCACUGAAUCAGCUCAGACAGUGAAUCUCUUUCGAGUGUGGUAAAAGUGAACGGGGAGAGAGGAAGCUGAACAAGAAUUGUUUGUUACUGAUAGCUGGAGCUCCCGUCUUACAUCAAUGGCUAUCUAUAGAACAAGUUAGGGACGAACUGGCUAAGCUAACAUGUAUAUUGAAGAGGGGGAGAAGGGUAAUAUGAGUACUGGAUGAAUUGUAUCACUAGUUUGGUGCAGCCUACUGAUCAAAUUACUCUGUUUACAUUUCCAUCAUGGUGGCUGAAUUGAUUGCCACAAUUAGAACAUCGAGUUCAAAUGUCAAGGGGUCUCUGCUAUUCCGUUUGGUUUUAUCAACUCUUAUAACUUAUGCGAAAAGCUAAAACAGGAACAGAAAUAAUAUAAUCCAGCUUUGUGUGUGCA
This is a messenger RNA of Nicotiana tabacum (common tobacco), 2002 nucleotides long. RefSeq lists its product as uncharacterized. The record is from RefSeq and is a predicted model, not a curated record. NCBI's taxonomy places the organism in Eukaryota, Viridiplantae, Streptophyta, Magnoliopsida, Solanales, Solanaceae.